Molecule: messenger RNA, 2224 nt
Organism: Vigna radiata var. radiata (mung bean)
Lineage: Eukaryota; Viridiplantae; Streptophyta; Magnoliopsida; Fabales; Fabaceae
Product: random slug protein 5
Exons: 7
Coding region: 601-1599 (332 amino acids)
Molecular function (GO): phosphatidylinositol transfer activity
Source: RefSeq, a predicted model, not a curated record
AAUUGACGUAGAUGUUCCAUAAGAUCGAGAGAAAUUUAGUUAUUUCUUUUCUUCUCCGAGUCUCAAGCGACUAUUUUCAACUGUUUACGUUCUUACACUUCUCUGUGCUUGCCACGUGUCCUACCUCACCUCCUCUUCUUCAUAGUGAUCCUAAUUCUUCUCAUAUUCUCAACACUUAUUUUUUCUCUCCAAGUUGUUCUCAUUGCACACACUGUUCAUUUCCUGCAGCUUGUGAAGAGUGCAUCAUGAUGCCAUUGGUUUGAUUUUUCUGUGUUUUGUCAUUGAUUUUGUGUUACAACAAUUGGUUACAUCCUUGCUUAUUUAAUGAUCUUCUGGAUGCAUGUGCAACUUGUUGAACUGAAUCAAUAAAUGCUAAGGAUAUUUCUCUGUGUACCAAUAUCAAGCAACAAGAGUGCUGCUGAGGAAUAUAGCAGUGAAACUGAAAAGCAAGAUCACUUUUUCGCAUCACAAAAGACAAAAAAGAACAUACUGGAAGGUUAGAGGUCUUGCACCAAGAAGACAAUAUCAUAGCCCUGGUAUUUUUAUUUCUUCAUUAGGUUCAGAAGCUUGUUUUAGCUUCAUUGGGGUUUGAAGGAAAAAAUGUCGUUUAAGAGAUCAAAAUCAGGAACUGAAAGAACUCUAUCUACUGAAGAGGAGCAGAUGAAGGUUCUAGAAGUCAAAAAGAUGAUUGGUCCAAUUGCUGAGAAGUGCUCAGUUCUGUGCUCGGAUGCAUCAAUUCUAAGAUACCUUAGAGCGCGAAGUUAUAAUACUAAGAAGACUGCAAAGAUGUUGAUAGGCACCAUAAAAUGGAGGCUGGAGUUCAAGCCUGAGAAGAUUCAAUGGGGUGAUAUUGCUCAAGAAGCUGAGAGAGGAAGGCUGUAUAAAGCUGAUUACUUGGACAAGCAAGGAAGGAUUGUUUUUGUUAUUAGACCUGGUAUUCAGAGUACAAACACUCCAAUUGCGCAAAUCAAGUACCUAAUUUACUGUUUGGAGAAUGCCAUAUGGAAUCUAGGUUCCGAUCAAGAGCAGAUGGUUUGGCUCAUUGAUUUUCAAGGGUGGAACACAGCAUGCUUGUCUAUGAAGGUUGCACGAGACACUGCUCAAAUCCUGCAGGCUCAUUACCCGGAGAGGUUGGGCAUUGCAAUUUUUUACAAUCCACCAAAAGUGUUUGAGUCAUUUUGGACGAUGGUGAAACCAUUUCUAGAACCCAAGACUCACAAAAAGGUGAUAUUUGUUUACCCUCAUAACCCAAGAAGCUGCGCGGUGAUGACAGAACACCUUGACAUGGACAAGGUGGAAUCCCAUUUUGGUGGGAAAAAUACAGUUGGAUUCAACUAUGAAGCUUAUGCUCGGAAAAUGAAAGCAGAUGAGAGUACCAUGUCUCGUGUAUUUGAUUCAUGUUGUUCAUCAUUGCCCGGACUUUUAGACUCAAAAUAUCUCGAACCAGUGGAGUCAGUUACCAGUGCUUCUGUGGGUGAAGCAGCAUCUUGGGAGAAAGCAAUUUGUCCAAACUUGGAAGAUGCUGAUGGUAGUACAAAUGGAAAGAAAACUUGCUCCCAGUAUGAAUCCAAUAAGGUCAAUGAACCAAAAAAGACAUAAAAGGCUGAAUCAGAAGAAAAGUAGGGAUAGGCAAGGUGGAUUAUAUUACUCAUUCAAACUACACAAACACUUAACUUCAAUCAGUACGCAUUAUAGGUUUGAAAGUGUCAUCUGAACCAUUGCUUUCUGAACCAAAGCCACUUGUGGUCCAUGGUCCAUACUAGCAUGGAUCCAUAUCUCACUCAAAAAGAUAGAAGUUUGAGUUGGCUCAUAUGGCAUGAGAAUGUCAGAAAAAUUCAAGAAAUAGAAAUUUCAGAUUUCUUUCAUGUUACUUUUUCCCUCUCCCUCAGUUUCUCUAUCUUUCUGUGUGUUGUGGUGGGGUUCUGAUAGGGUGUUUCAGUGAUUGUGAUUGCUAUUUGUUCAAUGCUAUGAUGAGAAACACCUACCACCCUUUCAUGUACUAAGGUACAACCCAAUACCUAAUUCACAAAAAGUGGAUUUUCCUUUAAACAUGAAAAUUUUGUAGAGAUGAAGCAUUUUCCAUAUUAAUGUAUUUGUUAGUUCGUGAUGGGGUGUCAUGGAGCUGGAGUUGCAUCAUCAAAUCAGCAUUUUAAACCAGGCUAGUAGUGGUUGUGACUUUACAGAAAGGAAAGCACGUGACUCUUUCAGGGAAACAUCUAACUUA